GUGGAACAAGAUCAGGCAACACUGACGCUGCUGACAUCUUUCCAUCGCUCUCACGGUUCGCUUUCUGCGCUUCCUGCUUGAUAGCGAAGUUCAUAUUAGGAAUUUCUGUGUAAUGGUAUUACUUGUCUGCUCUGCUAUUCCACCUCUGCAUGUUCCACGGCUAACAUGGAAAUGAGAGCUUCUUGGCCAUGGAGUCUUCCAUUAUAGAUGGGUCUGCUGAGGCAGACACAGUCAGUACACAGGCCACUGGUUCUUGCACUAAAAACAGCAGUGCCAAAGAUUAUGCUGAGCCAGUGCCUCCUAAAGAUGGUGAUCAGCCUGCAAAUGAACUGCCCCAGUCCCAUGGUGACCAAGCUGCCUCACAAUGUGCAGCCAUAUCUAUCGACGAAUCAUGUCUAGUCAGUGCAAGUGAAAAGCCCAGUGCCUCAGAGUGCAAGCAGACCAGCAGCAAUUCCCCUCAGUCGCAUAACUGCCCACUAUUAGAUGCAAUCCAGGAGGACUCUGUUCAAGUGCCCACCUCACCAGUGGCCCCACUGCCAGAAGUCCCUGCCCUGAACAAUGAUAGGGUCCAAGCAUCAAGCUCAACACAGUCUUACAGCAGGACAAAUAACCCUACAAGGGAGAAUGCUGCUUCCAUGUACAAGGUCAUUCCUGCACAGAGUGCCGAUGUGGGUGGACCUGCUAUUUUACAGAUCUCAAGCAGUCGUAGCUCUCCUGAGGUGCGGCUGUUUACGGACCCCUGUGCCAGCUCUGAAUCUGACAGUUCUUCGAGGCACUGUGAAAGACUGGACAAGAAAGGGGAGUCGGGGGGGCUCACCCUGUGCCGGUACUCGUCAGACUCGCACCUGCCACGCUGUGUUCGAACACCUACAGAGCUUUCAUCAUGCAGUCAGGAAAGUGACGACAGCGAUGCUUUGCUCUCAGAACUUGAGUCUGAGCUUGAGGGAGCGGAAGGCUCAGACUCGUCUAAACAUGCAUGGGGGCUUCAAAAUGGCUCUCAAGCAGGAACACCAAGGUGCAAAAGGUGUGCCCUCAACUAUGACCUCAUGGAAAAGUUAGAGCAGACCAACUUUGAGCUUCAGCAGCAGCUCAGAUAUGUCAGUGAGAAGACAUCGGCACGCGAAGCUGAAAGCAUGCGUAUGCUUGCAGAAGCACGAGCUGAACUGCUGUCCAAAAAUGACAAGUUGGCCAAGCUGCUGGAGAUGGUGACAAAGGAGAAAGACACUAUGGUAGUGAAGUAUGCAACCAGUGAAAAGGAAGUUAUUCUGGCACGAAGGGCCUUGGAGGACAUGGAGAAGAAGUACCGGGAAGUAGUCAAAGAACGAGACCAGCAUUUCAGCCGAGUGCGCUCGCUCAACAAUGAGCGUGCCCGUCUCUGUUCCAGCCUUGACACCAAGCUAGCAGACAUGGCAAAGCUUCAGAAGGAGCAGGAGAGGCUCAAGGAGGAAUUAUCUGCGCGAGACAUCAAGAUCAAAUGGGCUCAAAACAAGCUCAAGACCGAGGUGGAUGCCCACAAGGAGACACAGGCGAAGCUGGAGCAAGCACAGCUGCGGCUACGAGACCUGCGUGAGGAGGCAGAGCAAGUGCGACGCGACUGUCAGGAAAUGAUCAGGCGCUACCAGGAGUCCGAGGAGAUUAAGUCUGUUUCCUUGGAUCACCAGCUUAAGGAGAAGCUGUCUGAGCUUGAGGAGCAGAAGAUGGAAAAAGAGAGCCAAGAGGAGGUUUACCAUGUGAUGAAGCAGGAACUGGAAUCGCUCAAGAGGAAGCACAAGAUGAGCAUUGAUGAGAACAACAGCCUCACUAUGAAGAUACACAACCUCGAGAAGGAACGCCUCGAAUAUGAGCAGACAUUGAGUAAGCUCAAGGAAAAGCUCAACUCCUUGAAGCAGGAGAUCGUUGACCUGAAUGGGAAGCUUGAUGAGAAGAGGAAUGUGGAGCUUCAGCUGGAGAGGGAGCGAGAGAAAGUAAUGGCUUCACAGCAGGAAGUAGAGCGUCUGCGGCAGUCAGCUGCUGAGAUGCAAGCUGACAUGGAGGCCUGCCAUCUGAAGGAGGGAGAGCUGCUGGAGUUCACAGAGCGCCUCACCACCAAGAGCGUCCAGCUGCAGUCUGAGCACAGCCUCCUGGAACUCAAGGCACAGAACCUAGAAGAGCAGAAUAGCAAGCUGACACAGGAAAUUGCGCAGCUCAAGAAGCAGAAUCGAGAUCUGGCAUCUAGCCUUGAGGCUGAGCAGAAGCAGCGUCAGCAAGAAACACAGCUUCUGGCACGCAAGCUAGCUGAAAAGACCAAAACAAUUGAGAAGUUGACAACACAAGUUCAAGAUGCUGAAAAUGAACAAAGAGUGAUGAAGAGACGACAUAUUUCAAGCAUCAAGGAGCUGUCUCGAGAGCUGCAGCUGACUAAGAAGCGACUUGAGCAGCAGCAGGAUGCCCAAGGUAGCCCUCGCCAGGGUUCUGCACCUGAGCCUCUUGGCUUGGGCUCACGCACCAGCUCCACAGCUUCACUGGAGACCCUGGGGUCAGGACCAAGCCAGGUGGCAAGCAACCACCCCACAGUCACCUUCGUCAAUGCAGGGAGAGCCACUGUUCCGCCCAAGGAAUCACGCUUGCAUGCUGCUGCUGUGACUGUGCUGAAUGGUUCCAGUCGAAGCUGUGUUGGAAGUCCUGGAGCAUCUGGUGCGAGCAGUAGUGGAUCUCCUGAACAUGCACAAGCAGCCCCUGCACACCUUGAGCUGGACAAGCAAAUGCUUGUGGAACGCAUUGUACGGCUACAGAAGACCCUUGCACGGCGCAAUGACAAGAUUGACUUCCUUGAGGAACACAUCAAACAGCUGCUGGUUGAAAUGAAAAAGAAAUCCAAAAUAAUCCAGAAUUAUAUAACAAGAGAAGAAUCUGGUGCAUUGGUUCCCACCAGCAUGGACUGUAAUAAGGCUGAGAUCUCCAAGAAAGGAGGCAUUAUGGCAUCAGUGUACAAUAGCCACGCCGUCGACACAACUAUGACUCUGGAGCUGUCCCUUGAAAUCAACCAAAAGCUCCAGGCAGUCCUUGAAGAUACAUUACUGAAAAACAUCACCCUUAAGGAAAAUAUCAACACCCUUGGUGAGGAGAUAGCAAGGCUAAGCAGGGACCAUCGCCUUGUUGAUGCAACGCAGUGCCGGCAGAAAUGAAAGGAAUAACUGUAUUUUAGUAGAGACAGCCGCCGACUGCCUCAUGUCAAAGUGAGGCUGUGGGAAUCGGCCCUUUUGUACAUAGUCUAGUUUGGCAGUGUCCCGUUCCACUCUGCCACCUUGCAAGAUUGUGGUUAUGAAUGCAAACGAGGCCUCUGGUCUUUAGUGCGCUGUAGAAUGUGAAUGUUCAGGUAUUAAGUUUAAGCAAUGGCAGUACUGCCAUUCUAUUUUGUUGUCAACUUUCACUGUACAUUGUCACAUCUUUGUGCCAUGUGCCUUGGUAGAAUGUGUCAAUGAGGCACGAACUGGCCAGUUUGUGCAGAACUCCAUAACACUGAUUGCACACGGCAACAUCAUUUAACAGCUGUGCCUGUGCUGAGCUUUGUCAACCGAGUCAGUUAUUCACCUCCUUGACAUUAUCCUUUAUUGUGCAUGCUGACGAGUCAUUUGUGCUUUUCUCUCCUUGAGAAGGAACAUGUUCACAACUGUUAUGAACACUUGUAAAUGAUCAGAACAUCUUGGCAGUUGUGAUACUGAGCUUGAGCAGGACUGUUCCUUAUAUUUCGUUUAGUUGGAAUGACAGCUACUGUUUUCAUUCAGUGCAAAUUAAGUACCACUUGUUGGACUUCCAUUAAGCAGCUUCACACAUUUUCAAGAACUUGUUUUUCAAUGCAUCUAUACCUCUGUUGACACUGUUAGCUCUGUGCUGAACACCUGUAUCGUAGCAUAAUCGCUUACUAGAAGGUUUUAUAUAUGUAUACUAAACAAAUGCUAUAUACGUGUGUGUAUAUAUAUAUGUAUAGAACAUAUAGCAUACUUUAUUAAGCAAAUUAUUGAAAUAAAUUUAAUGAGAGUGGAUGACAAGGAAAGGACUAAUGAGCUCUGUAAAUGGUGUUUGUUGUGCCAUCUAGCAAAUAUAGACUUGAUCCAUACGCUUGCAUGUUGAGUUUGUGUUAUCAGCUGUUUAUACAAGCUUAAAUUAAGGUAUUCUGGAUAAUCAUAUGGCAUUUCUCUCUUGUGCACUUCUAAACGACGAAGUUGCCAACAGUUAUAUAUGAAGGACAUCUGCUCAUCAACCAUCCUGCCUGAAACAUUAUUCAAACUCAUUAUUGUGGAACAGUUUGCCUGUCUUUGCUGCAUUUUUUCAUUCUGCAACUUUCCUGCUAAUGACUGGUUACUUGUUUGUUAAUAUUACUAUCAGAAUAUCAAAGAUGGCAUGUUUUGCAGUCUUUGGCACUGGGAUGUCAUGUUUGUGUCUUUUGUUAUGCAGAAGCCUGUGUGUUGGCCCGACAGCUUUGUGCUGAUUUCUGGAUACGGUUCCCAGAUUUGCUGUCAUGCUUUCUUGAGGCACUUGCCAGCUAUCAUAUUCGCUGUGUUCGCACUUAGUUGGGCUGGUUAGUUCCUGUACUUGGCAUUAUAGGGAAUAAAUGGAGUUAUAAGGGUGCCAAGUAUAGUAUGAAACAUCGGCUCAAGCAUAUUUUCUUUAGAAAUUCACCAUAGAAAAAAAUUAGAGAUUCAGACAUGGACAAAAGUGAAGGGAAGCAGACAGCACAAAACAUUUUGCUUUACUUGUCUCCGUGUCGGUGCACCUAAGUACUUUUUCUUUGAGGAAUCUCUAGCAACUAGCUCAACUUUCUAUUAUUCUAUCCUUCAUCAGCAGGGUCUGUCCUUGUUAUGACUGCUUGUACUUAGCAAGCCACUACAGCCAUAUGAACACUACUGGGUGUGCUAUAAGAUGAGCUCCAAAAGAGCUACUCUGUUUUGCAUGAUUUCAUAUUUAAUUAUAAAAGUUGUUAGAUGCAAGUUAUGUGCUAAACUAUUGAUGAGUCAAAUGCUAAUGUGGCAGGUACUACAUUACACAUAUUGUGCAAAAGGUAUCAUUCCACCUGUCGUACAUAGCGCAGUGAAACUUUGAAAACAAGACAGUUUUACACGGUAUCAUUAGGUGGGAUGUUUUCACUUGUGUCUGGGCAAAUUUGUGCAUAGUUUUGUUAGCCUUGAACAUUUUGUGUUAUGUGAAUGUUCUGUGUUGAGUGUAUCAGACCAAAUGUUGCCACAUAGAAAAAACAUAUCUAUACUUUUUAUCUUUUUUCUUUUUCCCUCCUCUCCAGCUGCAGCAGCACAUGACGGCGACUUUUGUCAAUGAAUAUGGAGUGGCUUAGAAGUAUAGGGUUUUAUUUGUUCAGGAAAACCUAUCUUCCUAAAAUCAGCAUCAAACCAGUACAGUAACAGCAUGAAAGCUCUCGAACUUAAUUCUCAAGUAAGUCUCUUUGUCAAGGACAUAGCCUUCAUCUGCUUUUAAAACUGCAGGCCACGGCCUUAAAAUGGUGCACUUCUGUUGCCACACAUGGACAUUAAACCAUAGUAAACUACCUAUGAGCUCCCAUUGAUAACCUUGUCAAGGUGAACAAGCCAGGGCUGUUGUGUCAUUGUUGUCAAGAUAACCCAGGUAUAUCUAUGGUAGGCUUCUUUAGUGGGCAAGAUCAUAAUGAAUAUGAGUUUCACAACUUUGCAGUAUACUUACAUAAAAAGUGAUGCUUGGGGCACUACCUGCCUUCAUCUUCAUUGUUAAGCAUUCCUUCACCACUUUAGUUUUAUGGCUUAAUGGUUAGAUUUUACAAGCUUCAUACCAUCAAGUUAAUUUUUUUUUUACCUUUGUGCUACAUUUAUUCUUGGCCAUUAAGAUCUGUGGUCCUCAGUAACAAACCAUUGAUUCCUUAGGGUAUUCGUGUGCCAUUUUACUUUAGCAGACCCUUUUUCAUAAUUGUAAAGCUAGAUUUCCUGCAAUACAGUUAGCCCAACUAAUGGUGCCCAUUCACUUACUACAAAUAGCUUGUUCAAGUGUAGUUUGUGCUGUGACGCGGAAAACGUAUGAUCAGUUCUCUUUAUAUAAACAUGCAUAAUAGACAAGCCCCAGCAGGUGCAACUAGGACCUCGUUUCCACUUGAAGAAUGACAGCUGCUGUCAUUAGUUGGGUGAAUACGCAGCACAGGGAAGCAUACUUGCGGAUUAUGAAAAGGGUCUAUUCCUACCUUUACACUAUUUCUAGCCAUCUUUUACUGGACUUGUUCACAGAUUCAUUCCCCCAUCAUAUUUAAAGUCAAGGCUUUGGGCAAGUCUCCAAUUUUUGCCUCUAGAUAGAUAUUGUGACCUGCUAAUCCAAGUAUUGACGAUUUGUGUGCUAUUUCCCCACAAUGUACACAAAUAGUUAUCGGUGAAUUUCCUCUAACUUUGGUUUUCAGGAGUUGUCAGCCGUGCUACUCUUGAGUAAUGUAGUUAAGUAAUGCUUCUCAUUUAUUCCGAACCUAUUACUUCGUAUACAUGUGUAUUCAGCCUCUGUUGAAAGGCACUGAAGUAGAGGACCACUGUAUAAACAAAAUGUCAUUACAGUAAUUAUGAAGAAAUGCUGUUGAGAUGCAAUGACUAUGCUUCAGUCAAGGGGCAGUGCUAACCCUUACUCACUGGAGUCAACCAUGUACUGUGCAAUGUCAGUGCACGUUAAAGAGCACCAGAUGGUCAAAAUUUCCGGAGCCCUCCACUACGGCGUCCCUCGUAAUCAUAUCGUGGUUUUGGGACGUAAAUCCCCAGAUAUAUUAUCACUGGAGUCAAAAAGGUGCUUUGAGUUAAGGUAGACAUGUGAAUACAAGUAUUAUAUUUAGUAGCAACAGCUUCAGCAUGCAGCGUCAUCAGUGAUGAUCAGUUGAAAAUGUUAAGUUGUGGUUGCUAAAAAUAUAGAGGAAAAUGGACCCCAUGCAAAAGCUUUGAUUUCACGUGUAUUUUAUGGGGCACAAAGAAUUCACUGUUGAUAAAAUUCUCUAUUUUCUUAAGUUUUUGCGCAUGCAAUGCAAAAUGUGGACUGUUAAAAGUGUUUGUGCUGCUGCUAUUGCUGUUCUUUUGGUAUGCUAUGAAUUUAUGACACUAAGCACCUGGGUUACCUGUUUACCUCUUCUUCAGUCCCCACAAAUUAUGGCCACCAUGCACUCAUGUGUUGCAAGCAAGCUUCAGGUCAAGUGUGUAUUGAUUCUUUGAUGUGUAUUGUGCAUGGCGUGUUAGUAUGUAUAUGACUUGUAUGUCUGUGUACAGCUGAAGACAAAACAUUUUUUUAGCCAUCUGUGCUAUUUAAAAAAGUGGAGCUUAUCAAGGCCUAUGCAUGCAGCCUAGAGUCGUGCCGUGGUGCUCGCAGUCUCAAGGUCAUAGCUGUAACUUCAGGGUUCUGAGCUGUGUGAGAACAAUGCAAGGAAACUGAUUUCUCACAGUAUGCAGUCCACAAUAUACUUCGUACCCAGCGGUACACAAGCAUCGACCGUUAUGCAUCAAAUGUUGACAGCCGUAGGACGCGAGAAGUAUAGUGGUACUGUGUACUUCAAACAUUAAAGUUUUUAUUGCUUGAA
Messenger RNA from Rhipicephalus sanguineus (brown dog tick), 7555 nucleotides. RefSeq names its product coiled-coil domain-containing protein 186. The record is from RefSeq and is a predicted model, not a curated record. Gene Ontology annotation, molecular function: small GTPase binding. The transcript is spliced from 18 exons. Gene Ontology annotation, cellular component: trans-Golgi network. Lineage: Eukaryota; Metazoa; Arthropoda; Arachnida; Ixodida; Ixodidae. The coding region runs from base 189 to 3164 and encodes 991 amino acids. Gene Ontology annotation, biological process: vesicle cytoskeletal trafficking.